Molecule: messenger RNA, 8863 nt
Organism: Meriones unguiculatus (Mongolian gerbil)
Lineage: Eukaryota; Metazoa; Chordata; Mammalia; Rodentia; Muridae
Gene: Myl10
Product: myosin light chain 10
Exons: 15
Coding region: 7995-8723 (242 amino acids)
Cellular component (GO): cytoplasm; mitochondrion
Molecular function (GO): calcium ion binding
Source: RefSeq, a predicted model, not a curated record
UCUGAGCACUUGGGAGGCAGAGGCAGGUGGAUCUCUGUGAGUUCGAGGCCAACCUUGUCUACACAGUGAGUUCCAGGAUAGCCAAAGCUGUUACACAUAGAAACCCUGUCUCGACACAACACACACACACACACACACACAGUAAAAAGAAAAGUCAGGAAGUGGCUCAGUGCUAGAAUGGGGAAAGGAGAGUGUGGUGGGUGACUGGAAGACACUGAGGAUGGGGUCUGAGUCACCAGCUCAUGAGGACCUCUGAGAGAGACUGCCAUCAAAGUCACUAGGGCCAGAGCCCGGGCCUUGUGCAGCCAGCCAAGUCUGCUGUCCAUCGAGAAGACACAGCGAAACCUGGAGGGGAGUCUCGAAGGAGACCCUCCACAGUUCACCGUCUUGGGCCUCACUGGGAGGGGAAGCAGAUUUUCCGAUAGCCAAAGGGCAGGGUUCGACGGAAGGUCUGUUUCUGCUCGGCUGCCCCGGGCCGGGCCGGGCUGGCUUAAGCGUAUCUGAGGAGCCCUUCCCACCGAAAGCACUGGAGCGCUUCCCCAGGGCCUGGAGCUGGCCUCUGCUCUGCUCAGCCCCUCAGGAGAGCAGCAGCCAUUCUGCCUGCCAGAGUCAGGGGCUGAAGACAAGACUCUGAACCAAAAUAGCUCUUUUCCAUAAACAAAGCUGCUUUUCAUUGGGGAGAAUGUAAACAGGCAGAUGCGUUAGAGCCACACCAUCCGGCAGCACUGUCGCCGGGUGCGCUGCGGGGAGGUAGGCCUGGGAGGCCCGAGCCCAACAGCCGCUGUCUGGCCGCCGGAUCCAGGAAGGAGCUGGGCUGCCAGGGUCAGCUGGGAGCCGGGCACGCGGCUCUGUCCGGGAAGUUUGGGUGCCCGGCUGCCGGGAACUGAGAAGAGUGUCCUGGCUCCCGAGGAGCAGCGGCUCUGGUCUUGCCCAGUGAGGCCCAGCAUUUGAGGGAAUCUUGUCCUUCUUCUCUUCAAGGUCACCAUUCCAACUCGCAGGAGACUUCAGCGUGUCCGCUGACAGCAGACGGAGCAGCACACGGAACGGUGGCAGCAACCGUGAAUAGGUCACUGUCGGCAGGCUCCUCUCCAGCCUCACAUGGCUCCCGAGUGUUUACUCAGGAGUGAGCUGCUGAGGAACCUCUGGGACCCUCAGGCGAGUCGGGCAGCGGCCCUCAGCCUGUGGUCGAGAUCCCUUUGGGGCUUCACAGCAGGGGCUACGGGGUCCUCACGAUCUUCUUCAAGGAUCAGCCUGGAAGACCCACCAAGAGGCAGCAGCGGUUUGCCCAGUGGAGACCCCACCGUGCUCUCCUCCCAGGAAGUGGGGCCAGGUCUGAGGUGUGGCCCUCUGCCCCCCCAGGCCAUUGGUGACCCCAACCUCCUCCUCCUCCACCACCCUCCCCCUGGCAGCAGGAAGGCGGGCCUGCUAUCUGCGCUCUCAUCUAACUACCCCCAGAGGAGAGAAAUGUCAAUCAUCCAACCAGACUGCUUGUUCCCUCAGAAGCUGAGGCUAAAUUGACCCACGUGGCUCGAACCCUCCACAGUUCCUCAUUUCCCACUUCCCCUAAUUGAGGAGAAGCUUCCUAUGAACCCAAGAUGGCAUUUAGGGAUAAGCAGACCAGCAGCUAAACACCAGGCGACACGGAGAGCACACCUUCCCCACGACGGGCCUCGCUGCCUCGUUAUUAAAUUUAUGCCUGUCUGAUAAGGCCAACAGCCUCUUCUGCACAUUCUGUUUGCCCUGGUGGGACCCUGUUUCCUGUGAACCCCGUACUUCUGGCCAGGCCUCCAGGUGGCAGUUCAAAGAUCCCUUUGCUAACCUCUGGGGACCCUUCGGGACCAGACACCCAAGUGUCGACACCCAUUUUCCAGGCUUCUAGAAGAAAAGAAGAGCAAGGGGAGCACGUCAGCUCUCUUGUGAUGCAUGCUGGGUAACCCAGCCCCUGAGGGCUGGUCCUCAGGACGUCGCCUCUACAGGGCAGGACCCUGGCCUGCUGGGGGUGGAUGUGACCGUGGCCUGCUGGGGGCGGGGACCGUGGCCUGGGACCGUGGCCUGGGACCGUGGUUUGGGGUCACCCUCUGCCCGGGACCCACUGUUGGGUGUGUGUUGGGACCUGCAGCCUGGCAGCAAGUCUUGGCCAAAUUAGCUGAGUUUCCUUCGGAGAAAAAUGUAAUCAGUCGUUUCUUUUGGGUCCAUUUUAGCAAAUUAACUAGUCCAGUGUCUCCUUACUGUUUUAUUGGGUGGAUGAUGCAUGAAAACAGGAGGCCACGGCGGGGACUCGGCUUGGGAGGCAUGUGUGCACGGCAGGGGGGUCAGGGGUCACAGGGUCAGGGCCUGCAGGGAGGUCACAGGGUCAGGGCCCACACUUCAGGGAGGUCAGGGGUCACAGGGUCAGGGCCUACAGGGAGGUCACGGGGUCAGGGCCCACACUGCAGGGAGGUCACAGGGUCAGAGUCUACACUGCAGGGAGGUCACAGGGACAGAGUCUACACUGCAGCGGGGUCAAGGGUCACAGGGUCAGGGCUCACACUGCAGGGAGGUCACAGGGUCAGAGUCUACACUGCAGUGGGGUCACGGGGUCAGGGCCCACACUGCAGCCAUGGUGCCCACUCAUUCAGGGUAGAGGCCAGGUCUCCAACCUGCCACGUGGCACCUGUGGUCUUGAACUGGUGACCCUCCCGCCUCCACCUCUGACAGUGGAGGUUACAGGCGUCUACCACACUGGGCUCUGCAGUGCUGGGGUGGAACCCGGCUUCCUGUGCGCCAACUGAGCCCCAGCCCACACGCCUUUCCCUUUCCUCCUCUCUCUCCUCCCUUCUCUCUCCUCCCUUCUCUCUCCUCCCUUCUCUCUGUCUGUCUCGCUGUCUCUUGUCCCUGUCUGUUUGCCUCUCUGUCUCUCUGUCUGUCUCUGUCUCUGUCUCUCUUUCUCUCCCUUUUUUCUUUCCUCCCCCUCCCUCCCGUUUCCUUUCUUUCUUCUCUCCCAUUCUUCCUCCCUGCCUUUUCUUGAUGGGUGUUUUGAGGCCCGCUAUCUCCUCCAGGCUGGCCUUGAACCCCUGACCCUCCCACAUCAGCUUCUGCUGGGAGGACAGGCAUGCACAGCUUUAGCAGAGGAUGCCAGUGGCUUCUGUUCUUUGUUUCUGGACAACAGAACUGUCACAUGCACGCACGGUAGCUGGCGGUGGAGUGGGUCUCGCCAUCCGUCCACGGUGGGGAGCGGAGUCCGGGACGGCGGGAACACCCUGGGCCCUGUUGACUGCGUCCACACCCUCCCGUGUGUGUUGGGACUGGCAGCCUGGCAGCAAGGCACCGGCCAAAUUAACUCAAUUUUCCUUUGGGGAAAAAUGUAAUCAGUUAUUUCAUUUGGGUCCAUUUCAGCAGAUUAGCUCACCCAGUGUUUUCGGCAUUCUUGUUUUAAUGGGCAGAGUGUGGAAAUGAGGCUCACGCGAUGGCCUUGGGGACGGCCUUCCCAGCUUGCUCCCUCACGACAACCCUCAUCUAUUAGGAACUUGGGGAAACACUUUUCUUGGGCUUUGGGGAUAUGGCUCAGUGGGUAAAGCGGGCUUGCAUAAGCAUGAGGACCCAAGUUCAAAUCCCGAGCACCCAUGUAAAAGCCAGACAUGGUAGCCCAUGCCUGUAACUCAGUGAGAGAGAGAAAGAGAGAGAGAGAGAGAGGGAGAGAGAGAGAGAGGGAGGCAGGCUAAUCCCUGGGCUUUAUUGGCCAGCCGGGCCAGCAAUUGUGAGAGGUUCCGUGAGAGGCCCUGCCUCACAGAGUAAGGUGAGACCUGUGUGGCCGCCUGACCGUGUUGGGGGCAGCUUAGUCUCUUGACAAAAGUGGUAAGGAGAGAGCUGACAUCUGAGAGCUGCCCUCUGACCUCAUCCAGUGCUUUGCACGCACACAAAGUAAAUAAAAAGGCAAUAAAAAUAUUAUAAAAUAGUAAUGUCUAGAGUUAUUGAGGAACACACUAAUAUUGACCUCUAGUUUCUAUGUGCACACCACACACACACACACACACACACACACACACACAUGAUACCUUUUUCUUCCUGGUUGUACCUUGGUUUGGAAACUCAGCGAUGGUCUCCUGAGAGCUGGACCAUGGUUCUUUGACCUGACUUUUUGCUCUUGUCCCUCCAGCCGCCUCCCUGAAGAAGGAGGCCCAGAGAGGUGUGGCCAGGUGACCUCCUGUGACCUUUCUGCCUUUCUCACUGAUCUCUCUCCUCCCACCAAAUCGGACUCAGGACUGUCUAUUUUUUUCCACCCACUACCUUUCAACUCAAGUUCUGGUUUAUAAAUAAUAUAUUCUGCAAGCUGGGCCCGGGAAGGACGUUCAUUCUGCCCUGAAAUAUUUAUAGCCCAGGGUGUCUGCCUUCUUUGCCUCAGAGUCAUUUUUUAGAGUGGUGGGCUGAGGGGGAGAGAGACAGAGAGAGACAGGGACACAGAGAGACAGAGACAGAGAGACAGAGAUAGAGGAAGAAAGAGAGACAGACAGAGACGGGAGACAGGGACAGAGAGAGACAGAGAGUGAUAGAGACAGAGAGAGAGGGAGACAGAGAGAGCAAGCGCGGCAGCAGAAGAUGCAUCUUUCCCGUCCUGUGGCUGUAGAGAGGAUGCAGCAGUGGUUCCUGGGGACAGUUCCCUGGCCCAGAGCUCCUAAAUUAUCUCAGCUCAGCGCUGUGACAGACUCAGCUGUCCCGGGAACGGACGGGGCCUUCUGACAUGUGCCUGGUAAUAACACAGCCGCACAGGGGUUGGGAUUCCCUCUGGAAUCGUUAGUCCUGUCCUGGAAGCAGGGAGUGAGAACUUUACAAAUGGGGAAACUGAAGUGGAGACCGGAAACAGCGGCACACCGCAUCAAAGCAGCAGAACUGCAUUUGUCUAUUUGCUUUCCUGGGGUAAACUGUGAGCAGACACACAUCAUGGCCCUGAUGGAAUCUUUUCCUAUUGAUUGAUUUCAACACUGGGGACUGAAUCCAAGGCCUCCAAACUACACAGGUGCUCUAUCACCGAAAAAUGCUUCUAUCCCCCUCACUGGGGAAUUCUAGACAGGGACUCUACCACUGAGCCACACCCUGGCCCCUCACUGGGGGAUUCUAGGCAGGUGACCACUGAGCCACACCCAGCCCCUCACUGGGGGUUCUAGGCAGGUGACCACCGAGCCACACCCAGCCCCUCACUGGGGGAUUCUAGGCAGGGGCUCUACCACUGAGCCACACCCCAGCCCCUCACUGGGGGAUUCUAGGCAGGGGCUCCACCACUGAGCCACAGCCCAGCCCUUCACUGGGGGAUUCUAGGCAGGUGACCACUGAGCCACACCCCAGCCCCUCACUGGGGGACUCUAGGCAGGGGCUCCACCACUGAGCCACACCCUGGCCCCUCACUGGGAGAUUCUAGGCAGGGGCUCCACCACUGAGCCACACCCUGGCCCCUCACUGGGGGUUCUAGGGAAGAACAGGAGGCUGACAGGUACUGAAAGAUCAGUGGUCAAGGAGGCACCUGGGGAUCUUCCACCUCUGUUGCCUCCUGCUGUGUGGCCUGGAAAUUUACCCUGGACAGGGUGGUACAGCAGUCCCAGAACUGAGAUAGGAGGAUGUUGAGGAUGUUGGGCUAAGGAGAUAAGGAAGAGAAGAUGGGUGAGAAAAGGAAGGAGGAAGAAGAAAAGAGGAUAUAGGAGGAGCAGGAGAUGGAGGAGGAAGAGGGAUAAAGUUUCACUCAGCAUUUGGGGACCAGGGGCUCCCCCUUCCCAGCAGGCAUCCUGAAUGCAGACCCUGAUGCUACCCUUCACUUCUCAGCUACCCUGGACAUUUUUCCUCCACUCGGCCAGCAGGAGAUGCGGGUUCCUCCCACACACCUCCAGAGCUGGCCACAUCCACAGGAACAGGAAUUGAGACAGGAAGAGGAGGGGCAGGCGGAAUCCACAGGCGGAGCUCAUCAAGCUCAGGGUGUCUCCUCGUGUGUGGGCUCCGAACACUCUUCAGAGAAGAAGGUCACGGGGAGCCCAAGAUGAGGCUGCUCAGACGAGGGACUGACUAGUUCAUGAGAUAGUGGCACAGAUGGGAGCCCCUGCUUCCUGGCUUCCUUCCUUCCCUCUUUCCCCCUCUCCCUCCCACCCUCCUGUGUUCAUGUUUGUGCAUGUGUGUUCAGUGCAUGUUUGUGUUCUCCUGAGUGUGCACACACAAGAGACGGUCCCUCCCCGGACCCGGCUAGGCUGAGCCUCGGGAGGCUGCCUGCCUCUGGCAAGUGUGAGGUUUGAGCGGCCGCUGCGCAGGCUCUUACACGGGGGUCCAAGCUCUGACCUCAUGGCUGUCGCCCCUGGCUGAGCCCCCCCCUGCAGCUGGACCUCGGCUCAGGGCACAGCCCUGCCGCACUGUGGUGGGGAGGGGCUCAGGGUUAGGGCCAGGGCCCAACCGUGGCUGCGUGCUCUCUGGGGGCCCAGCCCGCCUCACGGAUGUUCACCGAGAGCCGGGACUGGAAGGGGGCAGAUCUGUGGGAGCCCCGCUCUCUGUCCAAACAGGGAGGCCGGGAUGGCGCCAGCCGCGAGCUCAUGCGUGACAAGGCCAUCCCAACCACGUGCUCACGCGUGACAAGGCCAUCCUUUUGGACUUGGGCUUCCCCGGGGCGUUUAUCUCCACAGAAAGCCUGGGCAGCAGCUCCGGCUCACAUCCGUCCCUCCUGAGCCUGGGCUCCGCAGCUGCCCCCUUGGUGUCCUUGCCCUGGCCUGGGCCCUGGCCUCCGCCCUCUGCCACACUGCUCUCACCCGCUCUCCUCAGAACGGGGCGUGGAGAGGUCCGGAGAACUCCUCAUCCCAUGCUGGGGUCCGGCCAGCCCCUGGGUACACGGAUUGCCUAUAUCACGCCUUUUCUGGCGGGCGCUCACUCCUUCCUGCGGGGCAGCACUUCUUGGGGCGCCUUCACCUGAGCACCUCACCCUCAGCCAUCGCCUCACUGUCUGGGAUGGAGAUGAGGCGCAGGGCCGCCCUCCUCGACCUCCUAAGCCGUCCCCUGUGGGAAGAUGGCUUUCGUGGCUCCCCGCAGCUGAGCACUGCUGGCUCUCCCAUCGCUGUGGUGUGCGGACUUUGAGAACCCGGGAAUGUGCGCGUGAGAGGUGGGCAGGUCGGGGCUGGGAGCCGGCUCAUGAGAACCCGGGAAUGUGCUCAUGAGAACCCAGGAAUGUGCGCGUGAGAGGGGGCUCGUCGGGGCUGGGAGACGGGUAGUCGGUGCUGUGCAGCGCGCUCUCCUUAUGAGGAACCAAGACUCCCCCCACAGCUCACGUUAAGAGGCCAGGUGUGCUGGUGUCCACUUGCAAUCCCAGAGCUCUGCACAAGCGCAUCCUGGGCUCACCGGCCAGCAGAGAUCCGUCUCAGGAAAACACGGUGGACAAGGAUGGGGGUAACGAUAGAGUGUCCGGCACACAAGGCCUUGCUUCACCCACCACCCGACACAUCAGUGAGUUAUCUAACCCAGCACCUGGGAGAUGGAGACAGAGGGAUCAAAAGUUCUAGGUCAUUCUUAGCUACAUAGUGAAUUUGGGGCCAACCUGGGCUACACGAGACUCUAUCUCAAAACAAAAUAAACUACAAAGCAACCCAAGGGGUGGACAGCAUCAAAGGAAUGACAGCCAAGGGAGUCCUCUGGCUUUCACACACAUGCACACGUGUGUACAGGUAUGCACAGAGAGAGUACAGACAUACAGACAGAGAGGGAGAGUGUGGGAGACCGACAAACACAAAUACAGAGAGACAGCCAGCCAGACACAGACAGACAGACACAGAGAAACAGACAGAUAGAAACAGACAGAUGGACAGAUGCAGAGAUCCAGCCAGACAUAGACAGAGACAGAGAGACAGACAGACAGACACAGAGAUAUAGACACAGAAAGACAGACAGACACAGAAAGACUGACACAGAGAGACAGACAGAGAGACAAAGAGACAGACAGACACAGGGAGAGAGACAGAUACAGAGAUGGGGCGGGCCAGGAAGUGGGUCUGGAAACAAUGGCUCAAGCAGAGCAUGGCCUCCUGGCCCUAUGGGGCCCAGCGUGGCUUUGCAAGAGAAAAUCCAGCUGGAAGGAAGCGUUGGGAGGUGAGGAGGUGCCGAGAAGGGCAGACCUUCAGAAGGCUGGUUCGUCACUCUGGCUGCUUCGUGCGACAUGGUUUCCACGCGUUCUUCACCUUGGCUCCGCCUUGCCUCAGGCCCCAGGCGGUGGGGCUAACAGGGAGGAGGCGCCAAGGAGAGCCCGGAAGCGGGCAGAGGGCACGGCCAGCUCCAACGUCUUCUCCAUGUUCGACCAGUCCCAGAUUCAGGAGUUUAAAGAGGCCUUCACCAUCAUGGACCAGAACCGCGAUGGCUUCAUAGACAAGGAGGACCUGAGGGACACCUUCGCUGCCCUGGGUCGCAUAAAUGUCAAGAACGAGGAGCUGGAAGCCAUGUUGAAGGGCGCUCCGGGGCCCAUCAACUUCACAGUCUUCCUGACCAUGUUUGGGGAGAAGCUCAAGGGAACGGACCCGGAAGAGACCAUUCUGCACGCCUUCAAGGUGUUUGACACCGAGGGAAAGGGCUUCGUCAAGGCUGACGUCAUUAAGGAGAAGCUUAUGACCCAGGCUGACCGGUUCAGUGAGGAGGAGGUCAAGCAGAUGUUUGCGGCUUUCCCGCCAGAUGUGUGUGGCAACCUGGACUACAGGAAUCUAUGCUACGUCAUCACGCAUGGCGAGGAGAAGGACUAGGAGGCGCGCCUCACCUGCAGUCAGCCGAGGCCGGGUGGGGUGGGGUGGGGGCAGGGCUGUCCUGGCUGGCGCAGGCAGGGAAGUGGUCUCCAUCACCCGCAGUCUUGGGCUGAAGUGGGAAUAAAUGACAGAGACGUUGU